This is a messenger RNA of Anopheles nili, 1905 nucleotides long. It is a transcript of the gene CCDC151, whose product is annotated as outer dynein arm-docking complex subunit 3. Lineage: Eukaryota; Metazoa; Arthropoda; Insecta; Diptera; Culicidae. Gene Ontology annotation, biological process: cilium movement; outer dynein arm assembly. The record is from RefSeq and is a predicted model, not a curated record. Gene Ontology annotation, cellular component: cilium. Bases 1 to 1905 code for a protein of 634 amino acids. The transcript is spliced from 2 exons.
AUGUCGACCCCGAAACCAAUCCUGAACGCGGAAAAUCUCGCCCUCACCAACAAACGCAUCGGUGAGCUAAAGAAAAAGGUGAUGCUGGCCGAAGGGCAGAAGAAGGCGUACACCGAGGAGUGGAACGACAAGAAAAAGGCCCAAAACGACCGGAUGGGUGAGCUCCGGAAAGAGGUACGCGAUCUAACCAACAAGCUGUCAUAUCUCUACAACCCAACAAGCGCGAAGGCCCAGAAAAACGUGCAGGAGAUCAAGCGACGCGUGCCACUUCCACCUGGUGCCCGAUCCGUCGCAGACGCCCUACGUAUCGUCGACCUGAAGGUGAUUGAUCUGCACAAGCAGACGGAUGUGACAGAAGACCGGAUGCGAAAGCGUGAGCGUCACUUCAAGCAGUUAGUCGAGCAGUACCAGGCGCUCGUUGGUUACCGGGACGCGAAGUGUGACGGUUCGAAUCCACCGGAAACGAUCGAAGAGGACGCGAACCGGAAGCUGAUAACGCGGCUCGAGAAUGAGAUCCACCGUACGACGGUCCAGUGGAUGGAGGCCGAACACAUCCGGAAGAAGUACCGCGGUAUAAAGUCCUCGCUGAUGCGUGACGCGGAGAAGUUCGAGAGCUCGCUGUUGGAGCUCGAGCAGGCGAUCACGGAGCAGCAGGCCGAGAUCAACAAGCUGGAGGAAGUGCACAAGGAGGCCGUGCAGAUGCGUGACAGCACGAAAACGAUCCUGCAGCGGCAGGAGCAAACGACGCACUACUCGAAUAAGGCGCGCGAGAAGCAGGCACAGGACUUCCGCCGGCAGGUUGAAGAGCGCAAGCUCGAGCUCGAGCGACUCGAGCGGAAGAUCUUCUCGUCCGGCAAAACGCUCAUCCACCAGGAGAGCAUCCUGUCUGGUUCGGGUGAGCAUGGGCGGGCUGGUGAAGGUGGUGAUGAUGGUAGCAGCAUACACGAUAAGGACGGUGCGUCUGAGAUGGAGCAGAAGUUCAAGAAGCUGAUGCAAGCGACAGGUGUUAGUGCGGCCGGGGAGGUUGUGGACCGGUUCCUGGCGCAAAGGGAGGCAUCUGCGAGGCUCACGUACCUGCGGACAGUGACGGAGAACGAGAAGAAACAGCUGGAGGCACAGCGGGAGUUGAUGAAGGCCCAGCUGGAUGCGUUCAAGUUCGCGGACGUGAAGGAUAGCGACGUCAACCAGGAGGAGUUGGAGAAGAUCAAGAACUCCAUCGAAGAGGAGAAGCAACGGCGUGAGGAGUGCGACAAGGCGAUCGAGUACACACGCAAUGUGUUUGACACGAUUAAGGAUGCGCUGAUUGAACUGCUGCUGAAGCUGCGUGAGAUCGAGGAGAGCCUUGACACGACCCCACCGUACGGCCGCAGGACACCACUGAAACCGGCCGAGCUGAAGGACAUCACCUCCGGCAGGUUAGCCGUCGAGGAGCUCGGCAAUUUGCUCGAGGAGCGGAUCAAACUCGGCCUGAUAGCGAGUGGCCAGCUGGCGGCGGAUGUCGACAGUGGGCUGUCGGAAGAUGAGGGUGAAGGUGCGGGCCUACAGGCGGGUGGGUCAUCCCCUACAACCACACCACCGACACCGGUAAGCGGCCAGCAACAGCUAUCCCCCGGACCGAUCGUACCGGCAUCAACCGCCGGAAGUAGCGUGCUUUCCGGUUCAUCCCCGGCCGGUGAGGAUCGCGAAAAGCCACCCGCUUAUCCGCCGGUGUAUAUGAACCUGAUUGCCGGUCGCACAACCACACAGAUCUCGUCGACCUCGCCGGGUCAAGGGACAACCGUCGUCCUGUCCGAUGACGAAGGUGACGUCCCGUCUCGGAGUUAUCUGAAGCGCCAGGCGAACAUGAUUAUCGAGGCGAAAUCACGCCGGAAGGGCUUCCGGAUGCCGGUUCCGAAGCGACGCUAG